AUGUACUACAUGCAGCGGAACCUUCGUCUGCACGAGGAGUAUGCGCGUUUCUACGCCGCCGAGAUUUGCAUCGCAUUGCACUACCUACACAGCAAGGGCAUCAUAUACCGAGAUCUCAAACUGGACAAUGUAUUGAUGGACAGUGAAGGACACAUCAAACUGACAGAUUAUGGCAUGUGCAAGGUGAGAUGCUGA
Messenger RNA from Protopolystoma xenopodis, 195 nucleotides. NCBI's taxonomy places the organism in Eukaryota, Metazoa, Platyhelminthes, Monogenea, Polystomatidea, Polystomatidae. The record is from the annotation of a GenBank genome assembly.